Molecule: messenger RNA, 1019 nt
Organism: Phymastichus coffea
Lineage: Eukaryota; Metazoa; Arthropoda; Insecta; Hymenoptera; Eulophidae
Product: clarin-2
Exons: 5
Coding region: 214-900 (228 amino acids)
Source: RefSeq, a predicted model, not a curated record
GUAAACACUUAUACCAUUUGUCUAAUUUUUAUUUUUAAAAUAUAAAUACUGGUGUGUCUAUAUUGUUUACUAUUAUCAGUUUUUGAAAUAUUGAUAAAAAUGUAGCAAUAGGAAUUUAUAUCACUCUAUUAAAAAAAAAGAUAGAAAAUUUCAAUACGACUAACAAAUUAAACUUCGAAGUUACUAUAACAAGUCCAGCAUCAGCUUUAAGAAAUGAUAAAUACUUUCCAAAAGAGCAUAAUAUUUGGAACAUUUUUUAUCUCUCUGUUUUGUGGAAGUUUAAUAUGUACAUCCUUAGUAACUAAUCAUUGGAUUGACUCUAAACCUUGGAGAAAAGCAAACCCCUCUCAAAGUUCUGGAAAAAUAAACUUCGGGCUUUUAUAUGGACGGAAAGAGUUAAAUGUCGCAUUCGGUCUGAGACCCUAUGAGAUAACAGUUGCUGACAUGAUUCAAAAGAAUGAAUCUCUGAUGUUCUGGAGCUUAUGGUUUGUCACACUAUUUUCUAUUUCUUUAUCUCUUGUAUGUUCUGGAUUAGCAGCUUUUUUAGCAGUUAUAAACUCAUUCAUCACACCAUCAUUCGCCAUUUUUUCUAUUACUGGUAUUUACUUUACAAAUAUAUCUUCAGUUCUUUUAUGUUCCAUUGGUAUGAUUGCUUGGACCAUUGAAUUUCGCAGUCAAUUAUAUACAAAUGUAUUACCUAAAGAAGAUUUAGAAAAUUAUUGGACUAGCGAAGGUGUAACCAAGUUAGGAUUUUCAUUUUGGCUAAUUGCAGUAUCAGCAGUACUACAUUUUUUCAACGUACUUUUGGUUAAAUGGAGUACAUUGCAGGAUCAAAAAAAUCAUCGGAAAUCGUUGAACUCAUCAACAAGAAAAAUAGCAGGUGCCAUAAUGUUAUAUUAACGUACUUGUGCAUUUAUAACAACUGAACUUAUGAAAAAAUAAUCUCUCUUGAAAUCUCAUGUAUAUAUUAUUGUAACUAUUCCUCUUGAACACUAUAGUACUUACUAAAUAUAUUUAUU